Molecule: messenger RNA, 2166 nt
Organism: Cylindrotheca closterium
Lineage: Eukaryota; Bacillariophyta; Bacillariophyceae; Bacillariales; Bacillariaceae
Source: the annotation of a GenBank genome assembly
AUGUCCAACUUUGUGGUCCAUCGGACCCAAGUCGAGCGAGUGUUGAAUCCACACCGUCCCGAAGGCAAUGACGGUAGCCAGUUGCAUCUGUUAUCCAUGCCGCGGCUAUCGUCCCACGAUCAUAAUUGGAAUAACAUCUCCCAACGUUUGCGGAAUAUCCCUUCUUCGCCAGUGCAGCUGUUGCGGGAUUUGCCCAACACUAUCAUUCAUGUGGUCGAAGGCGUCGAAGACACCAUUACUGACCUGGCAACCUUGACCGACAAUGUCAGUAGGGAAGUCGUUCAAUUGCCGCAUCGAGCCUCCCAUCAAUGGAAGGAAUUGAUUUGGGUUUUGGGAUUGCUAGUGCUGGUCCCACUCUUGGUGGUCGGAAUGGUCUUUUUUUUACCCCUCAAUUCCGUCAAUUUGGGAGUUUCCAGCAACAAGUCCUUUCUCUAUGGGAUUUCUACUUUUUACGAAGGCUUGUAUUUGAUUGCCUGGGUGGAAACCUUUAAUUUUGCCCUGCCCGAAGCAUCGACACCGAGUGCGACAAAGGCAUCCAUUCCCAUUUCGACCCGGUUUACAGUCUGGGCCAUGGGAUUGGCCUUUUGUAAACUGGUGGAUGCGACCUUUGCCAAAGAUAUUGCCUUGCUUCCACACUCGGUCUUUCCCAUUCCCUUUUCCAUUUUGGUAUCGGGCAUGACGUCCAUUCUACUGGUCAUUAUUCCACUGCUGUAUUGCCUUGCACCUAAAAUCCGCAAGGGCCAUGGGUUUCAGAGCUUGAUCAAAUUGAUUGCAGUCUAUUGGAUUGCACUUCUUUUGGUGACCUUGUGGGCCGUGGGGGUCAAUCGAUUGCGGCAUAGACGAGUCUUACAGACGGUCGUGGGUGCCUUGUACGCUCCGCUCCGCUUUGUUUGCAAAGUCUUUAUUGCCUCGCCCGUUACCUCGAAUCAAAAUCCGCAAAAGUGGAUUCAACUCAAUCUGGUGGUCGACAUGCUGUUUACACGAGUCCAAGUGGCAACCUUUCCCUUUAUUGAUUCCUACGUGACCUUGUUGGUACUGUUUGCUGCGGAAAUUCUGACUCUUGGCUGGCGGUACUACAAUGGGGUCGACCGGUUGGCCCUCUGGUGGAGUACCAUGAGAAUUGCCAAAAAGACUCGCGCCUGGAACGAAUUGGGAUUGACCUGGUGGCAGCUCACCAAGGGAUGCUUUCAAGCACCCAUUUUGGAAGUGGCAGAACUGCAUUUAAAAUUGCAGCAAGAGCAACCGGAAAUGAAGGAACGAAUCUUGCGAACACUAACUGGAGAUACGGGAGAUUCGCAUUCAGUCCAUUCCGAUGGAAUGGAAUCCGUGUCGUUGGAACCAGAUACGCCCAGAAAACGUUAUAAACCAAUGUCGCUCUUGGAUAUUGAGACUGCUUGUGGUUUGGUGGAUGAACAAAUAUUGAUGAGUGAAACGUCAACUACAACUGUACUAAUGCAGAACCCUCCCAACUCGACUCAUGAUCACGAAUGCUCCUCAGUUGUCGCCCCCGCCUUGAAUGACGUGGACAACCCGAACCAUGACAAUAGAAAGAACCGCUCGAUUCUCGCAUCUACCAUAUUUCAACAAGAUGAGGGGCCCGAUUUGAUAGAUGCUGCCAACGCUUUUCGAAUGGAGCAAAUACAUCGAAACUUGUCUGUACACACUGCUUCCACAACGCCUUCCUGCAGACUUCUACACGAACAGUACCGAGAGCAACGAAUCUUGUUUCACGUCGUUGAUUCGACGGGUGCUAUUGUCUUGUCCACCAUUACCCGAAUCAGUCAACAACUUUGCAUUACGAUGGUCCGUCACCUUCCCAGCUCCAAGCACUUGAACCAGUCCUUUCAAAUUGACGAUGAACGCUGGACUCGGGCUCAAAUUUAUGGAUGGCUCUAUGUCGGGCUGAUGAUUUUCCUAUUGAGCCGAUUGGGAUUCUUCUUCUUUCGGCGCAUUCAGGGAUUCGAAGAACGCAAAUUGUCUCUAGCUCGAGUCAUGUCCUACUUGUUCAAGGAUCACUUUUGGUUCUUCUUUUGCUGGCUCCUUAGCAGUGGAGUGCUCGUCUGUGCCUCAAUGGUGAAUCAUUUUGGUGCCGAUUUUUCAUUCAGCUUUGAAUGGAUCUCGUGUCCUGAUGCAAUGGCAUGGCCAACUUGUGUUGUUGAAAGCUGA